AAGCAGCGGCUGCUCGUCAUUAUCAUGGACUACUCUGCCUGCCGUGCACCAGCCGCUCUAUCAGAAUUCGGGGCACGGAACAUCUUCAUGGGCAAGCCUAGCCCUGUGGGCCUAGGCAGCGGCAUCACACAAAAGUACUUGCAGUGCUCGUACGGCAAGCUCAACAUCACGGCGUUCAAGGCAAUCACAGUGACCGCCAACUGCAGCAGCAAUGAGCCGGGGCCGUCAUUCUCUACAUGCCCCGUGUUGAGGUUCAUUAAGGACGGGAGCAGCGGUGCCAAGGACAUCCUUGGUGAAGACGCAUUCCUGUCGGACUUUAGUCAUUACGUCUAUGUUCUUCCGCCGGGGGUGAAUGAAUUCUGUCGCGGAGACUGGGCAGCAGUGCCGGGGCGGCAGAUUGUGCUGCGGACGUUGUUGGGCAGUUUGGAGCGCUGGUCGGCAACACUGGAGCUGACGCUUCACAACUUCGGUCUGUGGCACUCAUGGCAAGGCGGACAUGAGUUCGAGGACGGUUCAAGCCCCUCGGGCCGCAAAGACGUCUGCCCCAACGCCCCCGAGCUAGCCUACCUGGGCUGGACAUCGCCAGUGAAAGGCGGAGGCCAAGUCGACGCAAACACGCUGCCAGUGGGCACGGUCCGCAGCUUCAACCUGCCCGCCACCUACCUGACGUCGGACGGACACUUCGUUAGGGUUGUCCCCGACUGGUUGCCGACGUACAGCAACCGCACCGGUGCCAAGAACCUGUACAUCGCCGUACGAGUCAACAAGGGCGGUGAUGCGCUUCUGGCAGCGCCGUACGCAAACGCGGUCAAUGUCCACGAGGUCAACGCGACCAUGGACAAUGACGCCUCGAGGUACCCGUACACGGAUCGCAAAAUCAGCUUCAUCAAUUCGGCGGCACCCCGCAGCCAAGUCGUUCUGACCGAUUAUAAACUGGUCCUGUACGGCGGAUCUUGGGUCAGUACGGAUGUCCUCAGAGUGCACUUUUGCCGCUACCGUGAUUCCCCGCGGGAGUGUCCCUCCCUGGACUCCUUGGAGGCCGCCCUGCCACCGCCUCCCAGGAAGAACCCCCUACCGUCACCGAAGCAAUCGAAAGCGGCGGAUGCCCGCAGGCCGCCCCCGCCU
Volvox carteri f. nagariensis is the source of this 1125-nucleotide messenger RNA. RefSeq names its product metalloproteinase, extracellular matrix glycoprotein VMP35 (gene vmp35). The transcript has 3 exons. The record is from RefSeq and is a predicted model, not a curated record. Lineage: Eukaryota; Viridiplantae; Chlorophyta; Chlorophyceae; Chlamydomonadales; Volvocaceae. The annotation marks the transcript as partial.